AGUGAAAGAAAAGUGUGAGUUGUCUGCGGUGGUGUGAUAUUUUGCAGCCCACACAACACCACACCCCUUUUUCUUCUCUUUUGACCCCCACCUGCGUUUACCCCUCUCUCUCUCUCUCUCUCUCUCCGACGACGGCCGGAGUCAACCCAAUUCUCCCCCAAACUUCCCCUAAACCAAACCCUAAUCGAAACACACCUCAAUUGAUGAACAAAUUCACACUCUACUGGAUCAAAGAUCUCAAUGCGUCACCUAUCUCAAUUUCUCGUCCUCAAUUCCGAUGCACGCCGGAAAAAGAAGACGACCACGCCACGUAGGCCGAAGCUCGAGCGUAUGAACGCACGGAGAAACAUCGAUUACGAGUUCCCGACGUCAUCAUAUGAAGAUCCUUCUGUUGUUAGAGGUACUCAAUCACUUGACCUACCUACUAGCUUCCGGAUUGACGGAAGUGAUGACGGUCAGCUUGAUUUAGUUUAUCGUAGUCUAGGGUUACAAAGUGCUGAAGAUUUUGGGAUUGAUGUUUCAUCGUGGGAGGCUAGAAAGGUUCGCUCUAGUUCAGAUCCUCCUUCUUCUCGUUUUAAUAGUGAAAUUCUUCGUGGAAAAUCGACUGAAAUUGGUGAAAAUAUUGAAAAUCGAUGUGAUGGUGAGGAUGUUGUUAGGGUUAGUGAUGGUAAUAGAGUUGGCAACGGGAUUAAAGGUGUUCGGCCUCCGCUUCUUUCUCCGCCAUCCUGUUCUUCGAUUUCGAAACCGAGCGAGUGGGAUGUUAUAACUGGGCAUGUUAGUCAUGAUAGGGUUAGCUUGUCUGAUGAAGAAGAGGAAGGGGAAGGGGAAGGAGGAGGAGAACGUGAUGUGGAUGAUGUUACGGCGAGGCUUGAAAGAGCAUCGCUUUUGGCGUGUUGUUCGUUUACGACUUCUAAUGAUGAUGAUUCGUCUAGUACUACGACAGAGCCUCCGUCCAGUGUUUCACCGAAUGGUUAUGGGUUUAAUUUGUCCGCUAAUGGAAGGUUUAGGCACAUCAAGAUUAAUAGCUGGCAGAGGGGCCAGCUCUUGGGGCGUGGGUCCUUUGGAUCGGUAUAUGAAGGCAUUUGCGAUAGUGGAUAUUUUAUUGCCAUAAAGGAAGUCUCUUUGCUUGAUCAAGGGGAACUCGGAAGGCAAAGUGUUUUACAGCUUGAACAGGAAAUUGCUCUUUUAAGUCAGUUUGAACAUGAAAACAUAGUACGAUACUACGGGACUUAUAAGGACGAGUCAAAGCUGUAUAUAUUUCUUGAGCUUGUGACAAAAGGUUCUCUUUUAAGUCUCUAUCAAAGAUAUCAUCUUCAAGAUUGUCAAGUUUCCUCAUACACACGCCAGAUCUUACAUGGUCUUAAGUAUCUGCAUGAUCGCGGUAUUGUGCACAGGGAUGUAAAAUGUGCAAACAUAUUAGUCGAUACUAAUGGCUCGGUGAAACUUGCAGAUUUUGGGCUGGCAAAGGCUACUAAAUUCAAUGACGUGAAGUCUUGCAAGGGAACGGCAUUCUGGAUGGCUCCUGAGGUUGUUAAUCUUAAAAAUAAAGGGUAUGGACUUGCAGCAGACAUAUGGAGCCUUGGCUGCACCGUCUUGGAGAUGUUGACACGAAGGAUUCCCUACGCUCCAAUGGAAUGCAUGGCUGCGUUAUUUAGAAUCGGAAGUGGCCGUGCUCCCCCAGUUCCAGAUAACCUUUCAAGAGAAGCAAGGGAUUUCAUAUAUCAGUGCUUUCACGUUAAUCCGAAAGACCGCCCAACUGCUAGUCAACUCUUGGACCAUGCAUUUGUUAGAAGACCACUUCCGUUUUUUACAGACCAUGCGUCUGCACAGUCCUGGAAUCAGCAGAUGCGAUAGCUCAAUCGUACAUCAUGAGGUUAUGAUGUAACUGCAUAGUCCUUUGACUACUUCAGUUUUGGGUCCUGUUCAAGUUCUUAUGGGAACAUAUUCUUUUCUUUGUUUCUCCAUCGGGGAUGCAUCUGUCGAUGCUGAGAGGAGUCUUUCGUGUCCUCUGCCGUUAUGUGUUUGGUUUGUAAAUUAAUUCUUUUGGAUGAAUUGGUAAUUUGUUUAUUAGAUGUAGCUUAUAGUGUAAAAAGAAUGAGUCAAUGACAGACAGAGUGUGUUUAAUCAAGUGAUGAUUAGGAAGCACUAAUGAGCUCUUGUAUUAGAGAAACACAUGAUCAAGUAUAAUAGGAUAAGUUUGUUACUUGUA
Molecule: messenger RNA, 2209 nt
Organism: Helianthus annuus (common sunflower)
Lineage: Eukaryota; Viridiplantae; Streptophyta; Magnoliopsida; Asterales; Asteraceae
Product: mitogen-activated protein kinase kinase kinase 1
Exons: 9
Coding region: 241-1854 (537 amino acids)
Biological process (GO): protein phosphorylation
Molecular function (GO): protein kinase activity; ATP binding
Source: RefSeq, a predicted model, not a curated record